CGGGUGAACAGCUGUACCUAGGGCGGAAGUGCUUGCGGCGGAAGUGAGAGCUCCGCUAAGCGUGGGCGGGAUGGCAACGCUACAACGCUUUCUAAGUCGGCUUCGAACACCCUUAAGUUCUAUGGCCCAGAAGUCACUCGAGGGCGCGCCCUUCUCCAGGGGCCUGCACGCGGGGCGCGAGCCCCGAAGGCUCUCCAUCGAAGGCAACAUUGCUGUGGGAAAGUCUACCUUUGUGAAGUUACUCACGAAAACUUACCCAGAGUGGCACAUAGCUACAGAGCCUGUAGCAACAUGGCAGAAUAUCCAGGCUGCUGGCACCCAAAAAGGCCAAACUACCCAAAGCUUGGGAAACUUGCUGGACAUGAUGUACCAGGAGCCAGCACGGUGGUCCUACACAUUCCAGACCUGUUCCUUUAUGAGCCGCCUGAAAGUACAGCUGGAGCCCUUCCCUGAGAAAGCCUUACAGGCCAAGAAGCCCGUGCAGAUCUUUGAGAGGUCUGUGUAUAGUGACAGGUACAUCUUUGCAAAGAAUCUUUUUGAAAAUGGUUCCCUCAGUGAUGUCGAAUGGCAUAUCUAUCAGGACUGGCAUUCUUUUCUCCUACGGGAGUUUGCCAGCCGGCUCUCCCUACAUGGCUUCAUCUACCUACGGGCUGCUCCCCAGGUUUGUUUGAAGAGAUUGAACCAGAGAGCCAGGAAGGAAGAGAAGGGAAUUGAGCUGGCCUAUCUUGAGCAGCUUCAUGGUCAGCAUGAAUCCUGGCUUGUUCACAAGACAACGAAGCUCCACUUUGAGGCUCUGCUGAACAUCCCAGUGCUGGUGUUGGAUGUCAGUGAUGACUUUGCUGAAGAAGUAACCAAACAGGAAGAACUCAUCAGAAAAGUAAACACCUUUGUGAAGAACCUGUAACCAGUACUAGGAUGUUCUAGUGCCGAUCAGGGCUCUUUGCUUUCUGCAACUCGAAAUGUUGAGUAUUCCACCCACCUUCCCAUCCCCUUCAUUUCCUUAAAGUACUCUGACGCUCAGGGGUGUAGUUCCUGCUCUCUUCAGACUUUGCUGUUCUCUUUUUUAUAUUAUGUAUGUCAAGGACUUUGAAAAUAAAGCUGUCUUAAAUUUUCCUCA
Molecule: messenger RNA, 1117 nt
Organism: Chinchilla lanigera (long-tailed chinchilla)
Lineage: Eukaryota; Metazoa; Chordata; Mammalia; Rodentia; Chinchillidae
Gene: Dguok
Product: deoxyguanosine kinase
Exons: 7
Coding region: 71-904 (277 amino acids)
Biological process (GO): nucleobase-containing compound metabolic process
Cellular component (GO): mitochondrion; cytoplasm
Molecular function (GO): ATP binding; deoxyguanosine kinase activity
Source: RefSeq, a predicted model, not a curated record